Molecule: messenger RNA, 1619 nt
Organism: Salvia splendens (bonfire salvia)
Lineage: Eukaryota; Viridiplantae; Streptophyta; Magnoliopsida; Lamiales; Lamiaceae
Product: leucine-rich repeat receptor protein kinase HPCA1
Exons: 13
Coding region: 236-1387 (383 amino acids)
Molecular function (GO): protein binding
Source: RefSeq, a predicted model, not a curated record
CUCUGUCACAUUUCUUUCUCCUUUUUUCUUCACUUUACUCCACCCCUCUCUCUCUCUAUCCCUCUCUCAGUGCAGAAGCACUACUAGCAAGACAAGAGUGGCAGUGGUUGGAUUCGGUUCUAAGCAAUGAUUACUACCAUCUUACACAUACCCAUCAUUCACAGCCUCGUUUUAAGACGACGCCUUCAAUCACAACAUGUAACAUUUCCCCCCAUUUUCACAAAUCGCCCCAGACAUGCGCCGGCUGCUCCUCUUCCUCUUGCUCGCCCUCUCCAUAUGCGUCGCGCAUUCCCUCACCAACCCUCAAGAUGCUGCGGUCCUUCGAUCGCUGAAAGAUCAGUGGGGCGGGACGCCGCGGAGCUGGGGAAGAUCCGACGAUCCUUGCGCUGCUUGGGAAGGAGUUGCGUGUAACAACUCCAGGGUCACCUCGCUAGGCUUAUCCACGAUGGGGUUGACUGGCACUAUGAGCGGCGACCUUGGUGGCCUAUCCGAUCUCAUUUCUCUAGAUCUAUCGUUCAACCCCGGCCUCAGAGGCUCGAUCUCUCCUCGUUUGGGGGACCUGCAGAAGCUAACUAUAUUGAUUCUGGCCGGAUGCAGCUUCUCCAACACCAUUCCAAGUGAACUAGGACAACUGUCUGACCUAACGUUUCUAGCCCUGAACUCAAACAACUUAACCGGUGAGAUACCGCCUUCCCUAGGCAAUCUGUCUAAGCUGUAUUGGCUGGAUCUAGCUGAAAACCAGCUGAGAGGCGAGAUCCCAGUUUCUUCGGCCUAUGGUCCGGGCCUCGACCAGCUUAAAAAGGCGAAGCACUUCCAUUUCAACAAGAACCAGCUCUCGGGAGAGAUUCCCAGCCAAUUGUUCAACUCUGAUAUGUCUUUGAUCCAUGUACUGUUUGAUGGGAAUCAACUGGAUGGGAGCAUUCCAUCCACAAUAGGGUUAGUGGAAACACUCGAGGUUCUACGACUUGAUCGGAAUUUCUUGAAAGGGAGUGUGCCACCAAACCUCAACAACCUCACAAACAUGAUAGAGUUGAAUUUAGCACAUAACAUGUUGUCAGGAGCUCUGCCUAAUCUAACUGGGAUGGACACACUCAACUAUGUGGACAUGGGCAACAACUCCUUUAAGAAAACAGCAGCACCUGACUGGUUCUCUAGUUUGCCUUCUCUUACAACUUUGAUGAUUGAAUAUGGACCCCUGGAAGGAUCUGUUCCACAAGAAGUUUUCAGUUUACCUCAGAUACAGCAAGUGAAGUUGAGGAAUAAUGCAUUCGGAGCCAAGCUAGACAUGAGUGGCAACGUCAGCCAGCAGCUUCAGCUCAUCGAUUUGGAGAACAACGACAUAUCAUCGGUGACAAUCGGCUCCGAAUACAAAAGCACAUUACUGUAAGAGAAUGGAUCGAAUGAGAAUAGAUUUCUUUUGUGAAUCAGACUAUAUGAACAAACACCUAAAAUCCAUGAACCACUAGAUUAACAAAUCAAUAUUACACAUGAACCACCUCACCAGUUGAAUGCAGUUGUUCAUGUGUUAUCUAUUUGUUCAUCUACAGAUUCAUGGAUGUUAGGUGUUUGUUCAUGUGUAAUUUUCACUAUAGCCCAUCCAUGUAAGACAAUUUUCAUUC